UGGUGCCAGUAUUAUUGAAAAUUUGCACUAUAAGCAAAUUUAUGAUCGAAGAGAGUGCGAAAAGAACGUGCUGGAAAGUGUAAAGGCAAAGAUGGAAUUAAUACGAGCUAGCAACAGAGAAAAUUACAAAAAGGCGAAUGCAACUAGACAGCAUUCGGAAUUCGAUUCAAGUGAGCAUAUAAGUUCGCAGGACGAUAAUAUUAGCGUAUCAUCUCAAAACCCAAUAAAAACUAUAAAGUCAAAAUCUAUAAGCUUAACACACCCAUCACCACCUAAAAGAAGAGACUUACGUCUUCACCCGCAUGCUGUGCGUACAGGAGACUACUAUAUGUUUGAGGAAUAUAAUGAUAUUGAUGAACCUAUUUUGUACGAAGAGCAUGACUUUCUGGAAAAAGAGGACACACGUCAAAUGCUUAUUUAUUCUAAAAAAAAAUUUGAUCACGGAACGUCCCACGGCAGUAGCGGUAAUAUAAACGACUAUAGCUCGGAUUCUGAAAUUGACUUCGAAACGCAUCCAAUAAUUAAACUAACUGCUGAACUUAUUAUGUUAGUGACGUUUCGGUUAAACCGGCUAUCCCGUAACUAUCGUUUUGUGCACAAGGUACUGUCGGCAGAGAAAAAGACGUUACAAGACAUUAGUACAAUGAACCGGCUUGGACUAGUCAAUACUGCAGCGAUGUUCAGCUUUUUAAAUCAAUCCCUUUACGACAAACAGUUGGAUGCUAUUAAUCCUCCCCCAAAAGAGUCGACGCCUGAUUUGAUAUCAAAGAGCGAGGAUUUUACGACACUCAAUCAUAAUAAUUUUGUACAAAUGUUAAUUUCUUUGUGGUAUGCAAUUAUUGCCAAUACGGAAGUGGUCAGCUAUUUGGCAGUAUUCGUCAACCAGGCUGCAAACUCUUCAAUAAUUUCGUUGCCAAUGCCUUUUCUGGUCCUUUACUGGGGUGCCCUUACAUUACCGCGUCCAACAAAGAAUUUCUGGGUAACGCUUAUCACAUACACGUUGGCAAUGAUUUUUUUAAAGUGCAUAAUGCAUCAAAAAAUCGUUCUUGACCCUAAGCUUAUAAAACUGGCCAAGACAACAGAUUUUGAGCUUUUUACAAAGCAUGGCAAAGCGGUAUAUGAUCUUUUGCUCUUGGUUGUACUAUUCUGGCACCGUUAUAUGCUGAAAAAACAAGGAAUUUGGAAUAUACCAAGGUCGGAAACGGACCCGGUACAACUUAACCAAACCAAUAGCAAAACUUUUAGCAAGGAACGACCAACAGAUAUUUUAAAGCGACUCAGGGAAGAGUCAGGAAGUGAGCCUAAGGAAACUACUGUCAAUCGCUCUAAUACAAGUGAAUUGGAACGGGAUAUUGAUGACUUAUUACGACCAGGAAUGGAAAAUAAAUAUGUUUAUCAUAACAUCGAAUCAGAGAACUAUCGCGUUGCCAUGAAAAAUUUAGAACAUAAAGGUGGUCCUUCGUCUGCAAUAAAUAAAUUUUUUCUUGCUCUACUUCACAAGGCACGUUUAUCUACCGAUGUAUAUACGUUACUGUUCUUAUGUGAUUUCAUAAAUUUCUUUGUCUUGUUAUUUGGAUUCCCAAAGUUUGUGUAUCGUCAUAAAUAUAGCACAAGCGUUCUAGAGACAUAUAUACAAGGAAACAAGGUGCCAUUCAGUUUCCUUUUUAUGCUCGUUGUUCAAUUUGUUACUAUCGUAACGGAACGUGCGAUAUACUUACGAAAAGCGUUGGUUGUCAAAAUCGUGUUCCAUUUCGUAACGGUUAUUGGAAUACAUAUAUGGAUGUUCUUUUUGGUGCCAUAUGUUACAGCGCACAGUUUUGGGGCUACUGCACCAACCGUCUUUUAUCUUAUCAAAUGCCUUCAUAUGUUAUUAUCAGCCUAUCAAAUGCGUUGUGGUUACCCAAGGCGCAUUUUGGGAAAUGUAUUUACAAAAAGUUUUUCUAUGGUUAACUAUGUAGCGUUUAAAGUUUACAUGGAAAUACCAUUUCUCUAUAUUCUUCGAACAAUGCUGGACUGGUUAUGCAUUGAUACCACCCUUACAGUUAUGGAAUGGAUUAAGAUGGAAGAUAUUUUCCAAUCUGUAUUUAUUGUGCGUUGCUAUAGGCAAAUGGAUGCAGAUUUCCCAGUUUUACGGGGAGAGCCUAAGGCGUUUUAUGCUAAAUGCCUAAUAGGUGGAACUAUUAUAUUAAUAUUAAUAGCACUCAUAUGGAGCCCGUUAUUUCUUUUUGCCCUUGUCGGAACAGUGGGCAAACCGAAUGUUCCUCGCAGAGCUGAUAUAGCUGUUAAAAUUGGACAUUAUGAACCUAUUUAUGUUUCUCAAAGUUAUUCGGGUAUACACCAGUUUACUGAAGAUAACUAUAAAGAGCUGAUUAAGAGCUUUAAUUUCGAUAUAUUUGCCACUGAUCACAUUAUGAUAUAUGAUUCCGUGGAUAUUACCGCAGUUAAAUUUGAUGCCAACUCAGUGACAUUAUGGAAUAUGUCACCACCUGAUAAGAAACGUUUGUUGAGCGACUUAAAUACAAGUAAAAAAAUGGAUAUUCGAAUAAGAUUAUCAUUUAAUUGCGGCGUUAUGACUGAUACAAUACUAUAUGAAACAACAUACUCCCUUACCAAGAAUAGGGAAUUGACUCGUGAAAUGCUCAUAAAAACGUUGUCUGACGAAAAUACUAAUGAAAAAGUCGUUGUACCUGAAAUAUUACCAAAAUUCAUUACAGUUCAGAAAAUGCAGGUGUAUGCAAAAUUUAUCAAAGAUUUCGAUGCCGCUGAAAACCGCACUUAAGGCAGCGGCGGUGCCACUUUUAUGAGGUGUUACAAUUAUUUUCAAUACAGC
Molecule: messenger RNA, 2830 nt
Organism: Drosophila novamexicana
Lineage: Eukaryota; Metazoa; Arthropoda; Insecta; Diptera; Drosophilidae
Product: piezo-type mechanosensitive ion channel component-like
Exons: 11
Biological process (GO): detection of mechanical stimulus; cellular response to mechanical stimulus; regulation of membrane potential
Cellular component (GO): plasma membrane
Molecular function (GO): mechanosensitive monoatomic ion channel activity; monoatomic cation channel activity
Source: RefSeq, a predicted model, not a curated record